CCUUCGUCCAUCGUGAGAGAAGAGGGGGGCAUCAAUAUAAACACUGCAGAGCAAGGGUUUUUGUUUUUUCGUGGUCUCAGCUAUGGAGGUGUCGUCAAUAACGCCAUCGUCGCUCGUCGGAUCCUCAGGCGCUACCACAGAUUUGGGGGGAGUGAGCCUCCGGCCUGGCGGCGGCCGAGGGUUUCCGAGGUUUGGGACCAGCAACGGUGCCCCCGGCGAUGCAACUGGAGGAUUCUUGGGGCCGGGAGGGAGGACGCCCUCCGGAUUCGUCUUCCGACCCGCUCCAGCCAAGGAGUCGAGGAAGGCCGAUUGGGAAAAGCUGCGGUACACAAGGGAGGAUUUAUUGCAGUAUCAAGAGAUCUGUCGCGAUGCUACAUCGGAGAUUUUGAGCUUGGUCGCUGAGGUGAAUUCCAGCUUGAGCGAGGAACAAGAAUGGAGCCGUCUGGACACAAUGCCCCAGAGACCGGUGGAAACUGAUAAAAGAGAUUGGCGUACACGCAGUACCUCGGAAGACAAGGUGUCGCCUGUGGAUUACUCCAAAGAGAGAGCGUCGAGCCAGUUCAAUGCGCGACAGCCACCUCCGAACGACCGGCAGGCAGCUCCUCCAAUAGUGAAGGCAGCUAAUCCUUGGGUCCGGAGGGGAUCACAGUCUGAGGAGGAGCGGGUGUUUAGAACGGUCAAGGGAAUAUUGAACAAGUUGACACCUGAAAAGUAUGACGUGUUGCUGGAACAAUUGUUGCAAGCUGGCAUUGAUACUGCUGAGAAGCUCAAGGGAGUUAUCUCGUUAAUCUUCGACAAGGCUGUUGCAGAGCCGACAUUCUGUCCCAUGUAUUCACAACUAUGUGUACAUUUGAGCACUACCUUGCAAGAAUUUCCUUCUUCCGAGCCGGGAGAGAAGCCUACGACCUUUCGUCGGAUUCUGCUGAACACUUGCCAGGAAGAAUUUGAAGGCGCCGCUGCAUUACGUGCUGAAGUGAAAGAAAUGCGAUCGCCUGAGCAAGAACUUGAACGCAUGGACAAAGAAAGAAAGGUUAAACUACGCACACUUGGGAACAUUCGAUUUAUUGGCGAGCUUUUCAAGCAAAGGAUGAUCCCCGAGAAGAUCGUGCACGCUUGCAUUAUGGAGUUACUUGGACCGGAUCGGACUGCUAUUCCUGUUGAAGAAAAUAUCGAAGCACUUUGCCAGCUUUUUGCGACUGUUGGAAAGCAAGUCGAGGAAAACUUGAAGUCCCGAUCGUCGCUGGACGAAUAUUUCCGGAGAAUGAAAGAGUUGGGUAACAACAAGAACCUGCCUUCGAGAUUGCGGUUCAUGGUCCGCGACGUAUUGGAUCUGCGUAGCAACAAGUGGAUUCCAAGACGAGAAGAGAUAAAAGCAAAGACCAUAAACGAAAUUCACGCGGAAGCAGAGCAGAAACUCGGGAUACGUUCGAGAAACGGAAGGCCCGGGAGUGCCAUAAACAAGGAUCCAUCGUUCAUGCCAGCGGGUCGGUUGAUGCCUGGUGCACCCAUGCCCGGUGCUCCUGGAGCGCCUGGGGGGCCUCCUCGUUCAAUGGGAAUAGACCCCGAUGGUCCUUGGGAAAUGGCUGGACCCAAGAAGAGUAAGCAGCGAGAAGCGGCGGCAGCGGCGGCAGCGAUGUCCUAUCAGUCAGCAAACAUUCCCGGCCGCGUCCCGGGUAGACAACAAAGGGUGCUACCACAGGCAAGUUCGGUGUUCUUGGGGAAGUCUAGUCCGCUGCUCGGGACCGGGGGUCCAACGGCCGAAGCGCCACCAGCGGCUCCAAAGCCAGCUCCGGCUCCAGCUCCGACUCCAGCUCCAACUCCUCCGGUUAUCAGUGAAGAGCGAGCCGCGACGCCAUCUCCAUCAUCGGGCAUACUGAACAAGAAGUCUGAGUCGCUACUGGAGGAGUACUUCAGCAUCAUGGACUUGACCGAGGCAACGCUGUGCAUCCAGGAGAUGAAGUCUCCGGACUAUCAUCCACAGUUCGUCCAGGUUGCCGUGACACUGGCGCUGGAGAAGCGCGACAGGGAGCGCGAGCUCCUCUUCAAGCUCUUCAACCAUCUCCAUGCGCAGGGGGUGGUGACGGAGGCGCAGCUCGCGUCGGGGCUGAUGCUUCUAGCCGAGCAGCUGGACGAGACCGCCAUCGACAGUCCCAUGGCGCCCAAACAGAUUGGCCAGCUCGUUGCGGCGCUCGCGACGUCGCGAGCUUUGCAGCUGAAGAUCUUGCCGGGGAUUCUGGAGAAGGUCCAGGACGAGUAUGUCCGGCGCCAGGUGCUCGAGGCGGUGCUCAAGGAUCUAAAGUCCAGAGAUGGCGGUGACAAGGUGAUGGUCUCGGCCAGGAGCGAUUUGAAGAGCUGCGUCAAGCUCUUGAACGAAGAGGAGGAGGCGCUAAUGCAGACCCUACAGAGGGAAGGGAUAUCUAUCUAAGUUUAUGGGCGAGUGGAAAAUGUGGUGCACAGGUGAGUUUUGGUCUAUUUUUUAUCUUUAUAAUUUUCUUUUUUCUUUUUGGUUUUUCUUGCAAAAGGCAAAGUGUAGCUAUGUCUUUUGAACCGGUUUCCUUUUUUCUUUUCGCUUUGGAGAGAACAAAAAAAGAACAAAAGCGGAAUUUUCGUUUGAUAUAGUAAUACUAUACAUUAUUAUUAAGAAGUAAUUAGAUUGUAGAGUCCUAAUGCAGAAUUAUUUUAAUUAAUUUUUAUUAAAA
Molecule: messenger RNA, 2699 nt
Organism: Selaginella moellendorffii
Lineage: Eukaryota; Viridiplantae; Streptophyta; Lycopodiopsida; Selaginellales; Selaginellaceae
Product: eukaryotic translation initiation factor
Exons: 9
Coding region: 83-2425 (780 amino acids)
Cellular component (GO): eukaryotic translation initiation factor 4F complex
Molecular function (GO): translation initiation factor activity; protein binding; mRNA binding
Source: RefSeq, a predicted model, not a curated record